Xenopus tropicalis (tropical clawed frog) is the source of this 2356-nucleotide messenger RNA. RefSeq names its product potassium channel, voltage gated subfamily A regulatory beta subunit 3 (gene kcnab3). The transcript has 14 exons. The record is from RefSeq and is marked provisional. Gene Ontology annotation, cellular component: cytoplasm; membrane. The coding region runs from base 507 to 1712 and encodes 401 amino acids. Gene Ontology annotation, molecular function: voltage-gated potassium channel activity. Gene Ontology annotation, biological process: potassium ion transport; potassium ion transmembrane transport. NCBI's taxonomy places the organism in Eukaryota, Metazoa, Chordata, Amphibia, Anura, Pipidae.
GUCACCCCCACCCAGUAGCACCCUCUCCUGCCUCCCAGUCUGAGCGCCCCUGUCCCUGGUCUGUCACCCCCACCCAGUAGCACCCUCUCCUGCCUCCCAGUCUGAGCGCCCCUGUCCCUGGUCUGUCACCCCCACCCAGUAGCACCCUCUCCUGCCUCCCAGUCUGAGCGCCCCUGUCCCUGGUCUGUCACCCCCACCCAGUAGCACCCUCUCCUGCCUCCCAGUCUGAGCGCCCCUGUCCCUGGUCUGUCACCCCCACCCAGUAGCACCCUCUCCGGCCUCCCAGUCUGAGCGCCCCUGUCCCUGGUCUGUCACCCCCACCCAGUAGCACCCUCUCCUGCCUCCCAGUCUGAGCGCCCCUGUCCCUGGUCUGUCACCCCCACCCAGUAGCACCCUCUCCUGCCUCCCAGUCUGAGCGCCCCUUUCCCUGGUCUGUCACCCCCACCCAGUAGCACCCUCUCCCCUCUCAGGACCGGACCCUUCUCCCUCUUCCCUUGGCUCACAAUAUGCAAGUUUCUUUUGCCUGCACUGAGCAGACAUUAAGAAGUAGGACCAGCGAGGACAGGCUGUGUCCCAAUCGCCCCUCAGGGGGGCAAAAUGGGGUCACUGUGGCGCAGACCAAACAACGGACACCCCCUAUGGGGGCAAAAAAUCAAAGUCAAGUUCUUCCCCUUCUGUCUCAUAUCCUCCGGGAGUCCACCGUCAAGGCUACUGGCAUGAAAUACAGGAAUUUGGGAAAAUCUGGAUUAAGAGUUUCCUGCCUGGGGCUGGGUACUUGGGUAACCUUUGGCUCCCAGAUCUCUGAUGAGGUAGCGGAAAACCUAAUGACGGUGGCGUAUGAGCAUGGAAUCAACCUGUUUGACACGGCAGAGGUGUAUGCUGCUGGAAGAGCAGAGAGGACGCUGGGAAAAAUCCUUAAGAAGAAGGAAUGGAGGCGUUCCAGUUACGUGGUAACCACGAAAAUCUACUGGGGAGGACAGGCAGAAACAGAGAGGGGGCUGUCUCGGAAACACAUCAUUGAAGGUCUCCGUGGUUCUCUCGAACGCCUGCAGCUGGAUUAUGUUGAUAUAGUGUUUGCAAACAGAAUGGAUCCCAACAGCCCAAUGGAAGAGAUCGUUAGAGCCAUGACGUUCGUUAUUAACCAAGGGAUGGCAAUGUACUGGGGGACCUCGCGCUGGAGUGCUAUGGAAAUCAUGGAAGCUUAUUCCGUGGCGCGCCAGUUCAACCUGAUCCCCCCAGUGUGUGAGCAGGCAGAGUAUCACCUAUUCCAGCGCGAGAAGGUCGAGACUCACUUACCUGAGCUGUAUCACAAGAUUGGGGUUGGCUCUAUGACAUGGUCUCCUCUAGCAUGUGGGCUUAUUACGGGAAAAUACGCAGACAGUGUUCCAGAAAAAUCACGAGCAUCUUUUAAGGGCUAUCACUGGCUUAAGGAGAAAGCCAUAAGCGACGAGGGCAAAAAGCAGCAUUCGAAGGUGAAAGAACUGCACCCAAUUGCUGAUCGUCUCAACUGCACAGUUGCCCAACUCGCUAUUGCUUGGUGUCUGCGCAGUGAAGGGGUGAGCUCUGUACUUCUGGGGGUCUCCAGCUCUGACCAGUUACUGGAGAACCUGGGAGCCAUUCAGGUACUGCCUCACCUGACACCUCAGCUCGUAACUGAAAUUGACCAGAUUCUCGGCAACAAACCAAACGUAAAGAAGGAUUCCCGAGCGUGAGAGCCUUCUCUCCACACUUUGGAACCUCGACACGUCUCAUUGGGGAUGGGACAAAUCACGCUAGCCUGGUGCAUGGUCCCCCCUCUGGCAGUGCUGAGAGAGCGGGAGGAGUAACUUUACCAGCAAUAAGGGGGAAAAUCUAUUCCCUGCUUAUCACUACGGGGUCACACAUGCAUUAUAUCAUGUCCCCCUGCAGAGGGAGAGGCAUAAGUCAAGAUGGCCUGGGUCACACUAUAGGGGAGGGGCUUUUAGCUCCAUACUAGUAAGGGGAAGAGUAGACUCAUGGCUUCCUUCUAUCUGCACUACCCUGCAGAGCUAGGGACAGACUCAUGAUGGCCUUUUAUCUCAAGGAGUGGGUCAGAUUCACAUCUUCCUUUUAGGUACAAGUAUUCUUCCGUUAAGGGCAAGGAGUCCACGUGCCAUAGUUUCUUUACGUUCCUAGCCCGCCUACAGCGACUGUAGCUUAAAGGUGACCUAUUUUACUCCAUUGCGUAUCAAUAACAUCUCUUUAGAACACAGCUUUUUGUCGCCGCUAAUUCUGCAUGUUCUGAAAACAUGAAGCCAGAAUCUCUUUGUUUGGAUUAAAAGCUAAUAUGCCUGUGAACCAAACCUGGAAUAACCAACUAUAAAUGCAACUGACUGAU